AUUUGUUAUUCCACUGAUGUUAGAAUUCAGAUCUUGUUUCGCGUAAAACAUAGGUAAUACGCCGCAAUCUAGGAAAACAUAUUUUUUACAUUAGCAAUUAAUGCCAAUAAAUAAUUGCAUCAGCUCACAGAAGACGUAAUCAAGAGAAUUUCUAGAGUGUGCUAAUAUCAGCUACAGUUCAAAAUGCAACAGGAUAACAUUCUAGCUACGUUUAAAAUUUUAAUAAUAGGUGAAAGUAGUGUUGGAAAGUCCAGCUUAAUGUUACGAUUUACGGAAGAUGAUUUCGACAAGGACCAAGCGUUAACCAUUGGAGUGGAUUUUAAAACCAAAAUAGUUGAAAUAGACGAUGUUAAAGUGAAGCUUGCUAUUUGGGACACUGCUGGUCAGGAACGGUUCCGAACACUAACACCCAGCUACUACAGAGACGCGCAGGGUGCCAUUCUGGUGUACGAUGUCACAAAAAAGGAAACCUUUCAGAAGCUGGAAUCCUGGUUGAAUGAGCUUGAAAUUUACGGCACGAAGAAUAACAUGGCUAAAAUGAUUGUGGGGAACAAAAUCGAUUCGACGGAUCGGGCUAUCAGCAGGGACGAAGGCUUCCGCUUCGCAAAGAAACACCGCACACUGUUCAUCGAAACAUCCGCCAAAACGAAUGAAGGCGUGAGAGAUGCAUUUCAGGAGGUUGUUAGGAAGAUCAUGGAAACAGAUGGACUAUGGGAGCGCAAUGAAUAUGGCGACACUUUGGGUCUAAACAGCGCAAAUCCGAAUCCAGGAUCAUGCUCGUGCUAAUAGCUGGACGAACAGAUUACGCAAUAAGCCAUAAUUGUGCACAGCUACUCUCGUUUUCCACUAUUUGGGCAGGUUUGCCUGGCUGCAUACUCGGGAUGGGGCGUACGACGGAGCAGGAAUGUUUUUUAACUAAACUGUGUAGGUGGGAAUGUAAGAAUCUAUAAACUUGUGCAAAAGAGUAGCUUAGAUUUUAUUGAGUAGUAAUGUGAACCUUUGCGUUUGUUUUAAUGUAUCAUAUAACAAUCUGAUUUAUUAGUGUAAUAAAUAUAUUCAA
This is a messenger RNA of Toxorhynchites rutilus septentrionalis, 1060 nucleotides long. RefSeq names its product ras-related protein Rab-18A-like. Gene Ontology annotation, molecular function: GTPase activity; GTP binding. NCBI's taxonomy places the organism in Eukaryota, Metazoa, Arthropoda, Insecta, Diptera, Culicidae. Bases 184 to 786 code for a protein of 200 amino acids. The transcript has 4 exons. The record is from RefSeq and is a predicted model, not a curated record.